AUGGGGCAAAACCAGUCAGGAGGUGGAAGUGGAGGAGACAAGAAAGAUGACAAAGAUAAAAAGAAGAAGUAUGAACCUCCAAUCCCUACCAGGGUGGGAAAGAAGAAGCGCAAAGCAAAAGGCCCCGAUGCAGCUUUAAAGCUACCUCAAGUUACACCACAUACAAAAUGUCGAUUGAAAUUAUUAAAAUUGGAACGGAUCAAGGAUUAUCUCCUCAUGGAAGAAGAAUUUAUUAGAAACCAGGAGCGUCUAAAGCCACAGGAAGAAAAAAUUGAAGAAGAGAGGUCUAAGGUUGAUGACCUUAGGGGUACACCUAUGUCUGUAGGCAACUUAGAGGAGAUUAUUGAUGACAAUCAUGCUAUUGUCUCUACAUCAGUAGGAAGUGAACAUUAUGUGAGCAUUCUGUCCUUUGUGGAUAAGGAUCAGUUGGAGCCUGGAUGCUCUGUACUUUUGAAUCAUAAGGUUCAUGCUGUUGUUGGUGUACUGGGUGAUGAUACUGAUCCAAUGGUGUCAGUUAUGAAACUGGAAAAAGCACCUCAAGAGACUUAUGCAGAUAUUGGUGGACUGGACACACAGAUACAGGAAAUAAAGGAAUCAGUUGAGUUACCUCUAACACAUCCGGAGUAUUACGAAGAAAUGGGUAUUAAGCCACCUAAAGGAGUCAUAUUGUAUGGACCUCCUGGAACUGGCAAAACUCUCUUGGCAAAAGCAGUGGCCAACCAGACUUCAGCUACGUUCCUACGUGUUGUUGGAUCUGAACUGAUUCAGAAGUAUUUGGGUGAUGGUCCUAAACUUGUACGAGAAUUAUUCAGAGUUGCUGAGGAACACGCUCCAUCUAUUGUUUUUAUAGAUGAAAUUGAUGCUGUUGGCACGAAACGUUACGAUUCUAACUCAGGGGGAGAGAGAGAAAUUCAAAGAACUAUGUUAGAACUUCUCAACCAAUUGGAUGGUUUUGAUUCUCGGGGAGAUGUGAAGGUAAUCAUGGCAACUAACCGAAUAGAAACCUUAGAUCCAGCUUUAAUUAGACCUGGCCGUAUAGACCGAAAGAUUGAGUUUCCACUUCCAGAUGAGAAAACUAAGAGGAGAAUCUUUACCAUACACACAUCAAGAAUGACAUUAGCCGAUGAUGUAAACCUUUCUGAGCUUAUCAUGUCUAAAGAUGAUCUUUCAGGAGCCGACAUUAAGGCUAUAUGUACAGAAGCUGGCUUAAUGGCUCUUCGUGAACGACGUAUGAAGGUAACCAAUGAGGACUUCAAAAAGUCGAAGGAAAGUGUGCUGUAUCGCAAGAAGGAAGGCACACCGGAAGGACUUUAUCUUUAA
Messenger RNA from Parnassius apollo (apollo), 1320 nucleotides. NCBI's taxonomy places the organism in Eukaryota, Metazoa, Arthropoda, Insecta, Lepidoptera, Papilionidae. The record is from the annotation of a GenBank genome assembly.